UUUGGAGGGAAAGCAUAAGUUAAAUCCAAACAAAACUGAAAUCGGAUAUAGUGAGUUUGAUAUCAGAACGCAUUUGAUCCAGUUAACAAGUUUUACAAUUUAUUUAAUUAUCCACUAUGGGUAGCCUUUGGGUAGAUAAACACCGACCUAAGAGUUUUGCUCAGCUUGAUUAUCAUAAAGAACAAGCUAAUCAUUUAAGAAAAUUGGUAAAUAGUGGUGAUUUUCCUCAUAUUUUACUCUAUGGUCCUCCAGGAGCUGGCAAAAAAACUCGAGUUAUGUGCCUCUUGCGCGAGCUUUAUGGAGCAGGUGUUGAAAAAUUACGAAUUGAGCAUCAGAUAUUCGAAACGCCCUCUAAACGAAAAGUUGAAGUCAUUACAAUUGCUAGUAAUUAUCAUAUAGAAGUCAAUCCAAGCGAUGUAGGUAUAUAUGAUCGAGUUGUGAUUCAAGAACUUCUUAAAACUGUUGCACAGACUCAUCAACUAGAUAGUCAUACACAAAAGGAAUUCAAAGUGGUGGUUUUGAUGGAAGUGGAUAAACUCACAAAAGAUGCCCAGCAUGCAUUAAGACGUACAAUGGAAAAAUACAUGGCAACCUGUCGAAUAAUUCUUUGUUGCAAUUCAAGUAGCAAAGUAAUUCCAGCCAUUAGGAGUCGUUGUUUAGGGGUGCGUGUUGCUGCACCUAGUUUAAAUGAGAUAGCUGCAAUUCUUCAGAACAUCUGUCGUAAAGAAUGUCUUUCCUUGCCUGCUGAAUUAGCUCAAAGAAUUGCUGAGAAAAGCAAUCGCAAUUUAAGGAGAGCUAUAUUGAUGUGUGAAGCAUGCAGAGUUCAACAAUAUCCAUUUUCUGCUGAUCAAGAAAUAGUUGAACCAGAUUGGGAGGUAUUUCUCAGAGAUACUGCAAAUUUCAUAGCUCAAGAACAGAGUCCAAAAAGGCUUGCAGAAGUACGAAAUAGGAUUUAUGAGCUUAUUUCCCACUUAAUACCAACAGAUAUUAUUUUCAAGGGGCUGCUGAAGGAAUUAGUGAAUAAUUGUGAUGGUCAAUUAAAAGGUGAAGUGACACAGCUUGCAGCAUUUUUUGAACACCGCUUACAGCUUGGAAGUAAAGCUAUUUACCACAUUGAAGCAUUUGUAGCAAAAUUUAUGGCUUUGUACAAAAAGUUUUUAGAAGAUAAUAUGGCUGAUGUAUACUAAAAGAAUAUUUUGAAUUUUUCUUCGCUAUUUUUUUAAUAAAAAUCCAUGUAUUCUAUUA
Messenger RNA from Argiope bruennichi, 1245 nucleotides. RefSeq names its product replication factor C subunit 3-like (gene RfC38). Gene Ontology annotation, molecular function: ATP hydrolysis activity; DNA clamp loader activity; DNA binding. NCBI's taxonomy places the organism in Eukaryota, Metazoa, Arthropoda, Arachnida, Araneae, Araneidae. Bases 117 to 1187 code for a protein of 356 amino acids. The record is from RefSeq and is a predicted model, not a curated record. Gene Ontology annotation, cellular component: nucleus; DNA replication factor C complex. The transcript has 8 exons. Gene Ontology annotation, biological process: DNA repair; DNA-templated DNA replication.